GGCUGAGGCCCAUUGUUUUUAUUCAUACUUGAUGCAGACUUCUCGGUCAUGCAUGAACAAAAACCCCAAAAAAAUAAAAUAAAAUAAAAUAAAAAGAAUAAAAUUGUAUAAAAUCACGCGGCAGAGAGCAACAGAAGAUCUGUGGAGAAGAAGAAGAAGAAGAAGAAGAAAGGUGAGCAAGAAAGAUGAUGUCCGGCAACUACACGAGCAUUGAUAACCAGAAGGUUUCUGGAUCUGUUCCUGCUGCUACGGAUCCAGGUCAUGUUGCCGUCAAAUUCCAAGAUUCAAACCUUCAGACAUUUCCUCCAUCUGAAGCCCAAGGGAAGAUCUCUGGUGUUUCGCGUCCUCCUCGUGAUGCUGAUGAUACAUUUUCAAAAUCUUCAUCUGGCACUGAUGAAUCCCAGCAAAGUGGUUGGUUUCAGAGUUUUACUAUAGCUGCUUAUAAGCCAUUCUUUGAUGUUGACACUUCAGAUGUUAUAGAGAGGAUUAAAGACUCUCUUUUUCCAUUUACCGGAAAUUUCAAUGAGAAAACAGCAAACAGCCCUGAUUUGUAUGGACCGUUCUGGAUAUGCACAACACUUAUUUUUGUUGCGGCUUCCAUUGGCACAUUUGUGACAUAUAUAGCGCACAAACUGAAGAACAAAGAUUGGGACUAUGACAUAAAUCUGGUGACAUGGUCUGCUGGUCUGUUCUAUGGAUAUGUUACCAUUGUUCCUCUUGGACUCUAUGUAAUUCUCAAAUAUUUCUCAGCACCAUCAGGUCUUGUUCAGCUACUAUGUCUUUAUGGCUACUCCCUAUUUGUCUUCAUUCCUGCAUUGUGUCUCUCUAUCAUUCCCUACGAAAUUUUCAGAUGGGUUAUAGCAGGUGUGGCUGGGUUCAUGUCAGCAACCUUUGUGGCAAUUAACCUUAAAGCUCAUAUAAAGUCGGCAGGUGAAAGGUGGUUCUUGAUUGUGGCUGGGAUCUUCUUGUUGCAGUUGGCUUUGUCUGUCGUACUAAAACUCUAUUUGUUCACCGUAUCAGUGUAACAUUUGAGCUGUGCUUUCAUAGCCACAUGAAUAGUUUGUAGAUUACAAAAGAGAGCUUUUUGGUCGGCUGGCCUUUUAUCAUUACAAAUUGAAAGAAGAUAUAUCAUUCAUCUGCCCCUUGUAUUCAUUAAUUUUUGUGGCAAAUAUAAAAUUCAUACGACUUUAAUA
Messenger RNA from Ziziphus jujuba (common jujube), 1193 nucleotides. RefSeq lists its product as uncharacterized. Bases 186 to 1025 code for a protein of 279 amino acids. Gene Ontology annotation, molecular function: small GTPase binding. The transcript is spliced from 6 exons. Gene Ontology annotation, biological process: vesicle-mediated transport. The record is from RefSeq and is a predicted model, not a curated record. Gene Ontology annotation, cellular component: membrane; Golgi apparatus. Lineage: Eukaryota; Viridiplantae; Streptophyta; Magnoliopsida; Rosales; Rhamnaceae.